Molecule: messenger RNA, 414 nt
Organism: Sporisorium graminicola
Lineage: Eukaryota; Fungi; Basidiomycota; Ustilaginomycetes; Ustilaginales; Ustilaginaceae
Exons: 4
Coding region: 1-414 (137 amino acids)
Biological process (GO): DNA damage tolerance; protein K63-linked ubiquitination
Cellular component (GO): nucleus
Source: RefSeq, a predicted model, not a curated record
AUGGCCAAAGUUCCACGUAACUUUCGACUCCUCGAGGAGCUCGAGAAGGGCGAAAAAGGUAUCGGCGAUGGAAGCUGUUCCUACGGUCUCGAUGACGGCAGCGAUCUCAUGAUGUCCAACUGGAAUGCAACCAUCAUUGGACCAGGACACUCGGUGUACCAAAACCGAAUCUACUCGCUCAGCAUUCACUGUGGUCCUAACUACCCUGAUCGCCCACCCGAGGUCAGGUUCCUCACCAAGAUCAACCUGCCUUGUGUCAAGGCAGACGGCCACAUCGACUACAACGCCCUGCCCAUCUUUUCCAACUGGUCGCGUGACAGCACGAUCGAAACCAUUCUGUUGUCCUUGCGCAGAGAAAUGGCCUCUCCCGCCAACCGCAAGCUUCCACAGCCUGCAGAAGGCGCAGCGUACUAG